AAGAGCUCGCCUGCCCUGGUUCUGCUGAGAUCCAAGUUGGGAGCACAGCCGCCCGUGUCGGCCCGCCAUGUAGCUUCCCUGCACGACUCCUUCGUGCACGACGCUCGCCACUGCAGCGGCGCUCCGUGCGCGGACACUCACGCGGCGGACGUGCAUGCGGACCGAGUGUUUGCGUUGUGCAUGUGUGCUGCACGAGCCCCAUCGCGAGGCUCCAUGGAGGGCGGGAGCGAGAGGGACGGCUCCCCUCCCCCCCACCCCAGCAGAGGACACAUGUCUCAGGCCAAGGGAGGCAAGAAGAAGCCUGCUCUCAAACUGUCCAAAGAAGUCUUUGAACAUCCUCCUGCCGCACUGCCGCCAAGAGAUUUAGAUUCCAAAGCGUGUGUGACCAUCGGGGACAAGAAUUUCGAGGUGAAGGCUGACGACUUGGAGCAGAUCGGCGAGCUGGGCCACGGCGCGUACGGCGUCGUGCACAAGAUGAGACACGUCCCCAGCGGCGUCAUCAUGGCCGUCAAGCGGAUUCGCGCCACCGUCAACACGCAGGAGCAGAAGAGGCUGCUCAUGGACUUGGACAUCUCCAUGAGGACGGUGGACUGCUUCUACACCGUCACGUUCUAUGGAGCCCUCUUCAGGGAAGGCGACGUGUGGAUCUGCAUGGAGCUGAUGGACACGUCCCUAGACAAGUUCUACAAGAAGGCCAUCGAGAAGGACCGGACCAUUCCUGAGGACAUCCUGGGAAAGAUAGCCGUCUCUAUCGUCAAAGCGUUGGAGCAUCUUCACAGCAAUCUUCAGGUCAUCCACAGAGACGUCAAGCCGUCCAACGUGUUGAUCAACACGCAGGGUCAGGUGAAGAUGUGCGACUUUGGCAUCAGCGGCUACCUGGUGGACUCCGUGGCCAAAACCAUCGACGCCGGCUGCAAGCCUUACAUGGCGCCGGAGAGGAUCAACCCUGAAACCAACCAGAAAGGCUACAACGUCAAGUCGGACAUUUGGAGUUUAGGAAUCACCAUGAUCGAGCUCGCCAUUCUGCGCUUCCCGUACGACUCGUGGGGCACGCCCUUCCAGCAGCUGAAGCAGGUGGUGGAGGAACCUUCGCCUCAACUUCCUGCUGAGAAGUUCUCCCCCGAGUUUGUGGACUUCACAUCGCAGUGCUUGAAGAAGGUGUCCAAAGAGCGUCCCACCUACGCCGAGCUCAUGCAACAUCUCUUCUUCACCUCUCACGAGGCCAAAGAAACCGACGUGGCGACCUUUGUCAAGGUCAUCCUGGGGGACUGAGUGCCCCCCCCCCCGCCCCAGCCCUUCGCAAACAGCCCCGCUGUCAUUCGUCUAAACUCCGCCCACCUCGUGGGCGAGUGAAGCGCCCCGUGCAUGUGUGUGUAUGUCAGAUGAAUGAAGUGUAAACUUACAGCCUCCAUGUAGUCUUUGUCAUUGAUCCAUUGAUUGGUUGGCUGCAUACACGUAUUUAUUGGCGUGUCCUUGAGGUGGGCGGGGCCUCUCGGUGCGUUGGCAUGAAGAAAACAUCUCCACGAAGAUGAAACGGAGAGGAAGUCGUCUUCUUCCGUCGUCGGCUGUCGUGCGUCAUCUCACUCAUCAGGCUGACUGACUUCCAUCACUGGGGAGGAACCUGCCCCCGUCCCCCCCCCACUCCACCCCCACCCCCAGCUGCUCAAUGACUUUCUUCUCUGUCCGCUUGUUGUGCCGCCUGACCUUUGAGCUUUGUUGCUUUGCUAGCAUGUGGCCUCUUAGCGAUCAGAGAUGCUCCGUGGAGACGAGCUCUCACUCCUGUCAAGACUGAUGACUGUUUCUAAUUUUAGAUUGUGUGCAAACGCCAAUAAAAAAAAGUAUUUUUACACAA
Messenger RNA from Dunckerocampus dactyliophorus (ringed pipefish), 1852 nucleotides. It is a transcript of the gene map2k6, whose product is annotated as mitogen-activated protein kinase kinase 6. Bases 181 to 1272 code for a protein of 363 amino acids. NCBI's taxonomy places the organism in Eukaryota, Metazoa, Chordata, Actinopteri, Syngnathiformes, Syngnathidae. Gene Ontology annotation, biological process: MAPK cascade; protein phosphorylation. Gene Ontology annotation, molecular function: ATP binding; MAP kinase kinase activity. The record is from RefSeq and is a predicted model, not a curated record. The transcript is spliced from 12 exons.